This is a messenger RNA of Rhincodon typus (whale shark), 462 nucleotides long. Its product is annotated as cleft lip and palate transmembrane protein 1-like protein. The transcript is spliced from 3 exons. NCBI's taxonomy places the organism in Eukaryota, Metazoa, Chordata, Chondrichthyes, Orectolobiformes, Rhincodontidae. The annotation marks the transcript as partial. The record is from RefSeq and is a predicted model, not a curated record. Gene Ontology annotation, cellular component: endomembrane system; membrane.
AUGUUUGGGUUGAAGACAUCCUCUUUCACCACCCUGAUCGUGGGGGUAUUUAUUGCCUAUGUUUUACACACUUGCUGGGUGAUGUAUGGCAUAGUUUACACCAAGCCCUGCGCUAACCCCAAGAACAAGAACUGCAUCAAGCCUUAUCUAGCUGUUAACCCUAGAAUUCAGCUGAGUAUCUAUACGUCUACAAAAAGCAGUGUUACUGAUGGAGCCAAUUUAAACCUUGUGUUGAAGAUGGAACACUUUGAUGUGAACUCUAAAUUUGAGAGGAUCGUCAAUGUUUCAAUACCAAAGAAAACUCGUAGCAAUGGGACACUGUACACGCAUUUAUUUCUCCACCAUGUUGGCAUGCUGCCUUGGCAUGACAGUAAUCAUGUGUAUGCUAUUGGACACCUUACAACAUACAUGAUUCCGAAGCCUGAGGAAAUCAACCUAAUUACAGGAGAAACCGAGGCCCAA